Psammomys obesus (fat sand rat) is the source of this 5388-nucleotide messenger RNA. RefSeq names its product ankyrin repeat domain 31 (gene Ankrd31). The record is from RefSeq and is a predicted model, not a curated record. NCBI's taxonomy places the organism in Eukaryota, Metazoa, Chordata, Mammalia, Rodentia, Muridae. The transcript is spliced from 24 exons. Gene Ontology annotation, molecular function: protein binding. Bases 1 to 5277 code for a protein of 1758 amino acids.
AUGGAGAAAGGUUCCCAGGUCUCAGACAGUGACAGUGAUGAAACAGUGAUUGAGGGGUCAGUGACAGAGAACGAACUGGAAGACGAGGAGCUGCCCUGGAGAAGCUUGUUCUUGAAUCAAGACACAACUUAUAGAUUUGAGUCCUGUCUUCAUCCUGGUAUAAAUGGAAUAUGCAAAGGCAUGCCUUCUCCUGAGAUUCAUCUUGGGUCCAAACAGAGAAAGGACUACAAAGAACAAAAGAGUAAAGAUGAGGCAUUGCUGGCUGUUAGUGAGGACCCAGUAUUACAGGAUCUUCCAGAUGAAACAACACAAAAUCAAGUUCUGUUACAAACUAGAGAGGAAUUACCAGCACUCACUGUGUCAUUUCCUCACCCUGAAGUUUCAUGGAGCCACCAAAACACUGAAGGGCCUGAAGCUGAAAAUUGUGAAAAUUUGCCACACCCAGAAAAGGAACUAAGUGAAAACAUAGAUUCCCCUGAAAUUAGUCUUCUCUCAGGUACUUCUCUUAUGGCAUCUGAUUUGGUUGCACUAAAGGAGAAAUCAUUACCAGAGCCAGUGAAGACCUUAGCAGUAACGGAUACAUUUUCUGAGCCUGGAGAGGAAGUAACGCUGACCAUGACAUCUAAAGAAACCAAAGAUGAAGAAAAGUCUCUUGAAACAUUUGUGUCUGCUAUAGAAAGUUUACUAGAAUCAUCAGGAGGCACCCAAGAGGAAACCCUUCUUGAAAUAAUGAAUGACUUCAGUUCUCAAGAUUUGUUGAACCCAUUGAGCAACUCCUUGAAUUCUGUGUCAGGCCAUUUGAAUGCCUUGUCAGCAUGUUAUAAAGAUGUACAAGAAAACAUGAAGGAUGUUGCUACAUUGCCAGCUGACUUCCUGGCAACCACCAACACAUUACCGGGUGCUGGUGUAGGACCUGUCUGUCAAGAACAAGAGAAAAGCAGCUGUGUUAGUGGUGGAAAUGAAUGUUUACAAGUGCAGCCCACUAUGUCUCAGAUAGAUGAAGAUUGCACACAGAUAGAACAGACUUUAGAAGAUGCAAAACUGUUUAAGUUGCAAACAUUGACUCAUGAAAAUGCCACCUCUUAUGAGCAACUAAACAAUAAGGGAAAUUCAGAUCUCAUGAAAAAUGCCUCCAUCCAGGAAACACCUCAAGUACUAAGAAGAUCAUCUAGACUGGAAAAACUGAAAGCAAGCAGAGAUGUGAUGCUAACAGUUGGCAUAUUGAAGAUGCCAGAAAGGAUUUCAUCUGAAACACUUAGCUAUGAUGAUCAAAUGGAUAGCACAUUUACAACUGAGAAUUUCAGUAACAGGAAGAAUAUGCAUUCAUCCAGUAUCAAGAGUGAACAUGUAAGGAAAAAGAAACAACUUAGAAUAAAAAAUGACGUGGCCACAGGCCAGCAGGCCAGCCUGAUCUCUGCACCUCUUCAAAAAUGUGUUCCUUCUUUCCAGAGAAGGCUUGAAAUGUUAUUAAGAUGUAAAAUACCACUUCAUGAAGCUAGUGUAGGAGGAUAUUAUCAGACAGUAAGUGAACUAUUAAUGGGUGGAGUGGAUGUGAAUGUCAAAGGAAAGUACCAGAUUACUCUCCUACAUGAUGUUGUGAGGAAUAGACAUUACAAGGUGGCAGAAUUAAUUCUUCUGAAUGGAGUUGAUUCAUUAUUUAAAAAUGACCAUGGAACAUGUGCUUUGGAUGAGGCCAAAGAUUCUCACAGGAGGAGGAGCACUGGCCCAGCAUAUGUAGAAGAUGUAUUCCAGUACAAGAAACCAAAAUUAAGUUUUAAUAAUUACACUGAGUCUAUUUUUGAUGAAAAAAUUAAUGGACAGGAACCAAGACAUGUAGAAUUCAAUAAAGGAAGCAACAGUUUACUUGAAAAUAAAGAAUAUGUACAUGAACAUUGCCAGAAAAUUUCCAAUACCACAAACUUUGGCGAUUCCAAGCCUAGGCGAUCAACUGUUAACCAAGUAGACUCUACAGAACUUAGAAGAAAUAAUCUGCAUAAUGUGAAAGAUAGCAGAACUAAUGUGUCUGAAAAUAAAGGACAAAGAAAUAUGCAACAUAUAAGGACUCAAGUACAUGAUAUAGACUGCAAUUUAAGUCAAGCAAUAGCUAUUUCUUCUUUUGGGAGUAUGCAGCAACAUACUGUCCAGACUCUUUAUGACCUUCCAGAAGAAUCAUGUGAGCUUUCUACCCCAACUCUACGAAGCUUGAAAAAUGGGUUUUGUAACAAUGAGGUUUUUAAAAAGUCAAAUACACAAAUCCUGGAUUUAUCAGAUAGUCAAGAAAUGCAGUUCUUGGAAUUAGAGUCCGUUGAUCAAACUGAAACUGCUUCCUUCUCUGAACUUUCAUCAUAUAAAGAAAUAAAAUCACCACAUGUAACUACAGAUCAACAACCUCACACUAACCAAGCACAAAGCAGCAGCCCGUUUAAGUCCCCUGAAAACAAUAGCUCCGAUGAGAAAGACAAGAGCAGUAAUAAAUGGGAGAAUUCUUUCCUCUCCUUCAUAAAGGGACGCUCUGCUGACAGUGACAGUGAUAAUGAUUGCCGCAGCUCUGACAAGUCUGUAACAUCUCAAAAAGAGGGCACAGACCACUGUCAUCAUGAAGAACGCUUGACACAGAGAGAAGUAGAUUCUCAACACUUAUCUUCUGAAAACUAUUUUUCACAGGAAAAUGAGCUAAAAGUAGGUGGCCUAACUACACAACCACAAAGGGAAGCUUUUAAUUCUUGUGAUUCAAAUAAUACACUAAUUUCUGAAAAACAUAUUCCAGUUAAUAAAAAUUGUACAUAUGGAACUUCUUUUGAUCACUCCUCUGACAAUACUGAGCAAAGUUCAAUGCCUUGUACAAGACUGCCUUCAACGCAGAAAGUUUCACCAUUGAGUGUUGAAGUGGAGCUAUUAAAAGCAUUCCAGGAUAAUGUCCCAACUCUUUUAGUAAAUCAAGCUGAUACGCAAAAUGUGGAAAAGAAGCAAGACACAGAAAGGGAUUAUACCGUGAAAGGCCAAAUACCAAGUUCUUCAAAUAGCCCUUUACCCACAGCUGUUCAUUCUCAAGUAAUAGAAAUAACUAAAGGUGAGAAAAGGAGACCAGACCUUCCAGGGAUAAUGAAUAAUUUAGAUUUUCAUUCUCCUGACAAUGUGAAUAAAGAAUUGGCCAAUUCCUUACAACUUAAUCAAGGAAAGGAAAAACCUCACAAAUCAGAUGAAGAUGUAACUAAUAAUGCCAGUAGAGCUGAAAAAAAUGUAAAAUAUUGUAAGCAGAAAAAAGAAAAGAUGGACUGUGAAACUCAAAUGCUUUGUGAUGCACAAGAACACAGAAAAGACCAGAAUUCCAGAAAAACAAAAAGUUCUCUGAAAGCUCACUGCAGCCAAGAAGUGAACAGAGCUGGAAUCAAUAAGAGGAAUGCCAAAGGAGAAAGCCAGCUCCAUGUGGCUUCCAGAAGAGGAAAUCUUUCCGUAGUGAAAGUUCUAAUAGAAUCUGGAGCAGAUGUGAAUCUAAAAGAUUAUGCAGGUUGGACACCCCUUCAUGAGGCAUCUAAUAAGGGAUUUGAGGAUGUAAUUAUGGAGUUAUUAAAAGCGGGUGCAAAUGUGAACUGUGAAAAUAUAGAUGGAAUUUUGCCUUUACAUGAUGCUGUGGUAGGGAAUCACUUAAAGGCAGCUGAGAUACUCCUAGAACAUGGAGCAGACCCUAAUCAGAAAGAUCAGAAACAGAAGAGUGCUUUGGAGGAAGCAAAAAAUGAAAACAUGAAAGAAUUACUAAAAUCUUAUGGUGCUGUUGAGACCAAUAAUGGAGAUGAUAGUAACUCUACGGUUACUGUAAAAAUUCCUGCUGUUCGGCCAAAAAGAUAUAAGCAAAGUAUUUGUAAGGAUGACAAAGCUAUUGGUUCUCCUCCCUUACAAAAGGCAAAGGGAAAUGAAAGCCUUCCUGAGCGCCAGACCAUCAGUGCCAUUCUACAAGAUAUAGAAGAGAAACAAGAAAAUUUACUAAAGUUUGAACUAAGAAACUCUGAGGAUGCAGAACAAUACAUUGGAAAGAUGUUAGAGAUAAAAGAAGUUAUGGAUAAUAUACUUGCUCAACAGAAAACAGAAAGGGAUGAUCUAGCUAAAAAGUACAGAGUAUCCAUGGAAUCAUUUAAACACGGGGCCCUGAGAGAACAACUGGCUAACUUGGCCACAAGACAAAAGAGUCUUUUAGUUGUAGCAAAGAAACAGAAAAAGAUAAGACUGAAGAUUCAAAACUAUAAGAAUGCCACAUCAUUAUCUGGUAUUAGUGUAAGGAAGCUUCCAUGUAGCUCAGACAUCUCUAGUGAGAAGAACCAAGAGCCUCCUAGUGUGGAAAACUUAGCAUAUCCCCAGCCAAGCUCAUUUUCUCCUGUCAGUCUUGCUUAUAGAAGCGUGCAACAAAUACCAUUGUCUCUGGAAAUACAGAGUGACAGCCAGAAUACUAACAUUUGUUUAAAUACAGAGGCAAUGAGAAGAGAAGAAUUCUCUGGAAAUGAAAUUAAUUCUAAACAAAAUGUACAGGAUUGUAUCUUGGGUGGGUUAUUGAAAUUUAGGCACUCAGAUAGCCCUGAGAAAAUUACAUUAUCAUCCCAGCCUGCUGUUCUUACUCCUCAAAUAGAAAAUAUUUUUACAGAAACUACAGUCAAAGGCAAUGGAUUUGAUAGUUCUCCUUCAAUAACUGGCACUAUAAAUAUUUCAGAAAAUAAAAGUAUAUUUUCCCAAAAUGAUGCCUGUUCACCAGCUGUUCCUCAGAAUCAGGAUCUUUUACAUUGUAAUCCAAAAAGAAGAAACAAGAAAACAGCUUCCCAGCAACCAUCUGGGGGAAUAGCAGAGCCUCUGGCACCUCAGGUGAUGGCUGUCUUGGACACUGAGACUGUGCAUCAGACAAAGCCCCAUCUUAAAAAGACAGCUUCUGUUGCUUCACAUGCAAAUAGCAUUCCAAUUUCUCCUUCCUCUGUGUCUGCCCAGCAGCAUUCUACUAAAAAGGCUUCACCACACAGCCCAACUCCCAGAAAGAAGAAUGUGCAGCUGAAAGACUUGAUACUAUGUGGAAGAAUUAAUCCAGGAAAUAACGUUCUGGAAUUCAAAACACAGCUGGUUCUUCAUGUGCUUUUUAAGAAUUAUUUGGCAGGCACCUCCAGAAAGUCAAUGCAAAGCAUCCCCCAUUAUCUACAGAUAAAAGAAAUACUUCUAAUCACCGAUCAAGAGCUUCUGCCGUGCCACAUAAUGGAGCAGCAUUGGAAGUUCUAUGUGGAAUGUAAGAAGCUGACAUUCUGAAGCCUUGUUUUCUUGGUAGCUUAUUUAGUAUUUGUUCUUGUAAUCAAGAUUUCCAUCUUAUAUGGUGGGCCUAUCUUAACCUAUUACUAAUUAUUAACCUGUUAACCUAAU